Messenger RNA from Peromyscus leucopus (white-footed mouse), 726 nucleotides. Its product is annotated as NHS-like protein 2. The coding region runs from base 208 to 726 and encodes 172 amino acids. The record is from RefSeq and is a predicted model, not a curated record. NCBI's taxonomy places the organism in Eukaryota, Metazoa, Chordata, Mammalia, Rodentia, Cricetidae. The transcript has 4 exons.
GCCGAGUCAGAGGCACUGGUGGCUCCUGCGAGUGUGCAGCCCGCGGGGAGCCGGCGCUCCAGGCUGUGAAGCCUCCUGUCCGCCUAGCCACCCGCGCUGCUCACCGGCCCGCGUCUAGAGCCCUGCUCCACUCGCGGCCGCCUCACGGGGGGGCCAGCGGCGCCACAAGGCUAGAGGGCCGCAUCGGUCCCCUCGCCAGCGCCCAGGAUGCCGUUCUACCGGCGCGUGGUGGUGCCCCAGCGUCUGUGCCCGCGCAACCCGCCGCAGCCCCUGACCGAGCUCCGCGACGUGAGCCACCUGGCCGCGCUCAGCCUGCUCCGCCAGCUCGCCGACCUCUGCGGCCACUCGCUGGCUCUGCUCGAGGACCUCGAGGGGCACCUGCUGGCCCUGGGGCGCCGCACCGACAGCCUGUACCGGCGCACCAUUCGUCUCCGCCACCGUCUUCCCUGUCGCCUGCUCGGCCCGGAGGACGACGAAGAACUGCUAGGUGCCUGCUACUGGGCGGACGGGAUUCACAGCCAGAGGGCCAGGGAGCUUGUGGAGGAAGCCAGCACAGGUCAGCUACAAGGAACAAACUGGAUGUGGGUAGAACAGGAGCUCCAGCAGGGCAAGGACUUUGUGUUGAGCACCGCUAUUGUUGCCAUCUGGCACAGAGCAGGUACUCAACAAAUGGUGAAUGAGGAAAUAAUUGACAGGAUGCACUGGCUGGGGCCACCCAAGGUCUGA